GCUUUAUUGUAUUUUUCACAAACCCGCGAUCUCAAAGAUUUAUGCAUGCUCGGGCUGGCCCGCUCUCGCCUAGGAUCUUUGGAUCCCAAACGAAAAGGCAAUGCCAUGUAUGUGAAGAAGCACGGAAGAAGUGCAUAAAUUAUACCCAUUGUCUAUUGUUGUUGUGAAAGAAACUUCUGUGUUGUAGCCAUCAUGACGCGACCAUUACUACGGAGCCUCGUGUUGUUGUCGCUGGUGUUGCAGGUCGUUGCGUCGGGAGUCGCUGGUGAAGAGCAUGAAGAGCAUGACGAUCACGAGUUCUUGUACGCAAAUCCACAAGCGAACGCACCGGUGAUGGAUUUCCUCCCCGCUACUGGACGCUGGCCCAGUCGAGGAGACUUUCGGCACUCUAGGAAUGCCAAAAUGGUGGAAUUUUACAAUCCAUUCUGCGGUGCUUGCCAAUCUUACAAGCCAACCUACUUGAAAUUGGCUAGAGCCUUGAAGGAUAGAGUGGGAGAUCACAUUGAUAUUUUUGCGGUAUCCUGUCAGGUACACAAGGAGCUCUGUGACCAAUUCAAUGUCGAUGAAUUACCCAUAGUAGCACUCUUCAAGGCAGGUGCUGCAACACCCGACAAUCAGCGAUCCUUAAGGGUUCCCGAGAAGAAGCCUGAUUUCAUUCUCAAUUACUUGUUUCAACACAAGGAAACAGCACGUGCUUUGGAGGAGGAAGACGGAGAAGCAGCGGGUGAAGAGAAUGAAGAAGACAACAACAAUGAGAGUGAAGACGAAAAUGAUGAUGGAGGAGGAAAUGAGAACAAAGAAAGCGGAGAAGAAGAUGAAGACGACGACGAUGACAAAGAAGGGGAAGGAGGAGGAGAAAAUGAGAAUGAAGAUAACGAAGGCGAAAACGAUGCGCAGGAAGGCGGAAAUGACAACCAAGAGGAAAACGACGAUGGCGCUCAAGGUGAAGAAGGGGCAGGUGCAAAUGAGGAAGAAAACGGUGACGACGAAUACGACAGAAAGGGAAAUGGCAAGCCAGUAGAUGGCGAAGAGGUAGAAGUGGUAGAUGGCGACCAGGAGGUACAAGAGGAGGAGGAUGAAGAGGAGGAACAACAACAAGCAGAUGUCUAUGAGGAUGAGACGCAGCUUGAUCGAGACGCUGCAGAAGCCAACCGAGACUGGUUUGAAAACCUUGCUUUUGAUGCACUAAAAGGAUCCGGACGAUUGGAAGGUCGACUGGGUGGAGAUGGAGCUGGGGGUGACCCCAUGGGAAUCAUAGCGAUGAGGAGAGGGGCUGCAGGUGCUGGAGCGAUCGAGAAAUUAAAUCAUGCCAGUGACAUGGAUCGUUUCCGUGAAGCCAUGAUGAAGCGACAAAGUCAAAAGAUCAGCAGCGUCUUUCGCCGCGAAUCGCCGGGAGCCGCCGCAUCAAGGCUGAAGGAAGAAAAAAUUGACAGAACAACGGGUGCAACCCACGCAAUGAAAGCCCACACACCUGGGACACCUGAAUACGAGCUACGACAGAAAAAGAUGGAGGCACACAUGAAUACCGUUAUGAAGCAAAAGCGCCUGCGCACAACAGCCCCCGCGAUGAGGACCUUUUCCGCUGGUGCUGGGGGUGUUUCCAGAAUUGAACUCCCUAGGAACCACAAACCACUCAUGCCAUACAAAAAGGAAGUCAGGAAGCAAAAGCUUGUUCAUGAAAUGGCGGGAAAGGUUCCCAUUGUAAGGCGUAUGGUCAAGUUGUCUCAUGAAGAGGCUUUGAUUCUGGACGCGUCCUUGUCCUUUCACAACGCUUUAAAAACAGGGUUAUUCAGCGAUGAUAACCCGCUUUCAAAGCACAAGAAACGGGCAUUCCAGACAUGGCUCGAUUUGCUUAGAAUCUCCCUUCCUCCCGAGUGGGGUCUGCAUGAAAUGAUCAUGGACCUCGACAACAACAUCGACUUUAUAUCACAGAGCGACAAGAAUCUGCAUCGAUUUCUUAAAAAGCAUGCGCUGCCUCGACAUGAAUGGAGUCGCGGCUGCACGAAGAAUGGACACGACAAGAGGAAUGGUUUCAACUGCGGCUUUUGGAAGUUACUUCACGUUGCCAGCGUGGGUAUUGCAGAACAUCGCGGUGGAAUCAACCUGAUUGAGGCAAACCUUGUCAGCCACGAAGCACGGGUAUUCUCACCUCUAGAAGCUGCUGAUGCCAUGAAAGAAUUCAUCGCAAAUUUCUUUCCCUGUCAAUCGUGUAGGAGCCAUUUCGUCGCUGAUUACGACGAAUGCAGCAACAGGAGAUGUGUGCGACUCACAGAUUCUACCGAAGAUGCCUCGUUUGCGGACUGGCAAGAGCUGUCCAAGUGGCUUUGGGAGGUUCACAACAGCGUCAACAUCCGACUCUACAACGAAAGAAACAAAGAGAGACAUGUUUCCAUCCAUGAUGAGGUUUCUGCCCUGUUCCCAUCGGUCGAAGACUGCGUUAGCUGCUUUCUUGACGAUGGAGGGUACGAUGAAGAAAGCAUCUUCCUUUUCCUGGAAAAUGAAUACUGGCCCGGGGCAUCCGACAUUGAUCCUGCCGCUGACAAGCUGCUCACUUUCCAUAACGUCGAGUAUGCUGGUUUCGUCUCUUCUUGGGUGAUUCUUCUCGUCGGGAUCGGGCUCAUCUAUAUGCUGCGACCGAGGGGUGUUUUGAAAGGACAAAAAACGCGAAGUGACUAGGCUUUCAUACUUAUUUCGGCAUAUUGAGUCUAGCUACCGGUAGCGAUCAGGCCAGUGUUUUAAAGGGUGUGACAUAACUCUGUUCUUGAUGACGAACUUGCUACCGACGUCGUGUUGAAUACAUCUAGGCU
Messenger RNA from Seminavis robusta, 2807 nucleotides. The record is from the annotation of a GenBank genome assembly. NCBI's taxonomy places the organism in Eukaryota, Bacillariophyta, Bacillariophyceae, Naviculales, Naviculaceae.